AUGUUCUUCAUUGUGUUUUUCUUAUCUUAUAUAGUGAUGAUAUUAAUUGGAAACUUCAUCAUUAUUGUUUUAAUAUCAGUUAAUAACCAUCUUAAAAUCCCAAUGUACUACUUCCUCAAACACUUGGCAAUAGCUGAUCUCAUGAUAACCACCACCAUAAUCCCAAUGAUGUUAGAAAUCAUACUAAAAGAUGGAAUCACAAUAUCUGUUACUGCCUGCAUCAUCCAGAUGCAUUGCUUUGCUAUUUUUGGAAUUGUACAAUGUUUACUUAUUGCAAUUAUGUCCUGUGAUCGAUAUUUGGCCAUAUGUAACCCAUUGCGUUAUCAUUCAAUUAUGAAGCUCCAUAUCUGUCUUCAGAUGGUUGUCUGGUCUUGGUUGAUAGUUGCAUUUGCAUCCAGUGAAUUAGUUUUGGUGUAUCAGUUACAUUUUUGUGGUGGGAAUAACAUUGACCAUUUCUUCUGUGAGUCUGGUCCAGUGCUAGAGCUGUCUACUUCAGACACUUCUCUGCUUGUAUUAGUCGAUCUUUUUCUGUCCAUUAUAGGUAUUUUUCUUCCUUUUGCCUUUAUUAUUGUGUCCUAUGCCUUCAUUUCUUUCACUGUAUUACACCUUUCUUCAUCCAAUGGAAGACGGAAAGCGUUUUCCACAUGUAGCUCACACCUGGCCACUGUGUGCACAUAUUAUGGGAGCUUGAUGGCCAUUUACUUGACACCGUCUGAUAAAAGAUCAAUUACUACAAACAAAUCAAUUACUACAAACAAAUUUAUGUCUGUUUUCUACAUUGUGGCAACUCCCCUGGUGAAUCCCAUUAUCUACAGUUUGAGGAACCACGAGAUCAGAAAAAGCCUUGAAAAAAGUUUAAGAAAUGUUAAAACAAUUGAUUUACACUGA
This is a messenger RNA of Staurois parvus, 888 nucleotides long. Lineage: Eukaryota; Metazoa; Chordata; Amphibia; Anura; Ranidae. The record is from the annotation of a GenBank genome assembly.